AUGGCCGCGCUCGUCGCUGGCGCUAAAGUGCGCACGUGGAUCAGGGAGCUUGGAUUCAUAUGGCGGACCAAUCAGAAAGGCGGAAGCGGGGCGCAGCAUUCUCUUCGGUUGGUCGCGAGACGCGGCCCGAAGCAGGAGCGCGGCGAGGGGUUCAUGGGGCGAAUCGAGGUGGACGGAAUCGCGGUUCCGCGCCUGGGGUUGGGCGACGAGCUAAGCCUAUUCGAAGGAGAAGGCACCGUGACAUACGCACGGCAGGAGAGGAGCGGCAACUACGACGUGGAUGUGUAUUCCGUCAAGCUGGCAGGGCUGCUGGAGGCGGAGGUCAGGCUCCGACCAGCCCACCCACUGUUGCAAGAGGAGGAAGACGCUGAAGUUCACUUGAGGCUGGACCUUGGGAGUAUCCGGCACUCAGCAAGUGUGCAUGGCGUGGUGGGGCAGGCAUACAGGGAUGAAGGAAGCUCCCGUUGUGUUUGUUCAAGAAUGGCGGCUUCCGCCGCUUCCGCUGCUUCGUCUUUUUGCCCGUGCGCGCAUGCGCACGUGGACGGCGCAUCCCGUCUCUCCUCCCUCUCAACCCUCAAGGCACUGCAAGAGCAUUCCCAGGGUAGUCUCCGCAAAUUCCCCAGCGCCGUGAGUGUAAACACCCUAGAAGUGAAGCCCAAGGGGCUUCAGGGCUCUCGCAAGCGAUUGGCCCAUCUUCGUCUGUCCGCCGUGCGCGCCACGUCAGCAUCGUCCAUUCCUUCUGGCGGCUCCUUCGGUGCAGCCAAUCGGAGCGAUGCGAACAGAUCCGUCUCGCCGCAGCACCUCCCCUCUAAGCUGACGUCAGCGUCACCAUGGCAACAGACAUGUCAGCAGCGGGACGAGUUUCCGUCAAGAAAGAAUAAUCUUGCCGCUAAAGACGCGAUUGCCACGUCAGGACCAGUCAGCAGCCCGGAAGAUUUCGACCUGACCGCCCGUGGCGAGGAGAAGAGCGGCAGCAGCAGCUCGACGGGCAACGGCGAAGAUUUUAUUUCGCUCCCCGAAGGAAUGGCGUCGCGGACAAGAGAUGGGGUUCUUGCUGCCAGGGUUUUUCACAUGCAGCUGGGGAAACCGGUGGUUCGGAACUCGCCCCCUUUAAACCCUUCUUUUCCAGGCCCGAAUCAGCGAUCAGUGGCGCAGGCGCUGCGCAUUUUGAGGGACAUGCUGGCGGAAGCGGGGCGCAAGGAGGGGGAGGAUACGCGCAGCGGUCUGAAUUUCCGGAUUACGGGGGGUGAGGGAUUUAGAGGGGAAGGGGGGUAUAAGCGUGGUGUGGGGGAGCGAAAUGGGCAGGAGGAAGCGGAGAGGGGGUUGGGCGGGGAGGGGAUUAGGGGAAGGGAGAGCUCUGCAGGUGUGCAGGGGGCUAGGAGGAGUGUUAUGGAUGAGUUGAUUAACUCGUUUGGGAUUAAUAGUAACGAGGUGAGUUCUAAGGAGGUAGCUAAGGGUGCUGCAAUGCAUGUUGAGCCUACAGAGGGUGCUUAUAGCGAAGGUCAAGUGGCAGGGCUGGCGAGCAAGGGAAUAGACAGAAGCAGAGGAGGAAGACUGAGCGAUGGAGAGGAGCAAGUGGGAGAGAGAGGGAGUGUGGAAGGGAGUGACGGAGCGAGGGUGAGCAGGGAAGUGGGAGAGAGAGGGAGUGCGGAACGGAGUGAGAGAGUGAGUGUGAGCGGGGAAGUGGGAGAGGAGGGGAAAGUGGUAGUUGCUGGGGGAAGGAGGUGGAGGAGGGAAGGAGGAGUGUGGAGUGUGGAGGAGGUUGGAGUGGGGAAGGAGGGGGCAGGGGGAGAAGCAGAGGAAGGGAAGGGUUUAGCAGGGAAGGAGAGUGAGGAGCGGAGAGGAGAUGGUGUUACAGGUGCGGUAGCAGCAGGUACAGUCGCAAAAGGCACGGUGACAGCUUUUUCGAAAUCCCGUUUCAAAUCGGCUGGUUCAAAAGCAGCAGCAGCGGCAGCUGUUAAGUCUAAAACGGGGAUAUCAGGAGCAGAGAAGCGGGAGCACAGGAGAACGAGCAAGGCAGAGAGGAAAGCAGCUAGAGAGGCAGCAGCUAACGCAUCUGCACCCACCCGAGCCGAGAUAAUCGAAGUGGGGAAAGCAGGAAUAGCGGUUAAGGACCUAGCGGGGCUUUUAGCGGUCGGCGAGGGGGAUAUAGUGCGCGCGCUGUUCAUGAAGGGCGUUAUAACGAACGUGAAUCAGGUUCUUAACGAGGAUAUGGUGGCGGUGGUGUGUGAGGAGUAUGGGGUGGAAGUGCUGGGACCGCAGGAGGGCGGCGUGGAGGAAAGUGCGAGGAAGGUUCGUGAGUUUGUGGAAGAGGAGGAUCGGGAGCAUCUGAUGCCGCGGCCGCCUGUUGUGACCGUGAUGGGACACGUGGACCAUGGGAAGACGUCACUGCUGGACUACAUUCGGCACACCAAGACCAAGGUGAGGUCAACUGUUCGAUUUCCACGUCAAGUUCUUGCUAUAACAUCAGGCCUUCAGCGCAAUGAGAGCAAGGGGAGCAAGGGUGACAGACAUAGCAGUGGUGGUGGUGGCAACAGACGAUGGGGUCAUGCCCCUCCCUCUCUUCCCUGCCCCCUCUCCCCCAACUGUCCUUAUCCCUUUAGUGCAAUGAGGGCCCGAGGUGCAAGGGUGACAGACAUAGCAGUGGUGGUGGUGGCAGCAGAUGAUAGGGUCAUGCCUCAGACCACCGAGGCCAUCGCCCAUGCUUGCAACCUAAUCUCUCGCCCCUUCCCACUCACACCCUCUUUUCACCCACAGGCCUUUAGCGCAAUGCGUGCCCGGGGUGCACGCGUAACAGACAUAGCAGUGGUGGUGGUGGCAGCAGACGAUGGAGUCAUGCCUCAAACCACCGAAGCAAUCGCACACGCGCGUGCUGCUAAUGUGCCCAUGCUCAUAGCCAUCAACAAGAUUGACCGGGAGGGCGCGAGUGUGGAGAGGGUGAAGCAGCAGCUGGGGCAAGCAGGAGUUUUGCCAGAGGAGUGGGGAGGGGACACACCCAUGGUGCCGAUUCAGGAGCUUCGUGCCAACCCAAGUAGGCUGGCAGUGGGGACGGUGAUAGAAGCACGGCUGGACCGGCACAGAGGGCCCGUGGCAACGCUGCUGGUGCAGAUGAUGGUAAUGAUUCAGGAGCUUCAGGCCAACCCGAAUAGGCCAGCAGUGGGGACGGUGAUAGAAGCACGGCUGGACCGACACAGAGGGCCCGUGGCAACGCUGCUGGUGCAGAAUGGGACACUGAAGCUGGGAGACAUUGUUGUUUGCGGGGAGGCAUAUGGGAAGGUUCGUGCCCUGUUGAAUGACAGUGGGAUGAAGACCAAGGCAGCAGGGCCGUCAGCAGCAGUGCAGGUGGAGGGGCUGUCGUGCAUGCCAGUGGCAGGGGACGAGUUCCAUGUGCUGCCGUGCAUUCAUGCAGCCAGGGAGAUGGCGGAGGAAGCUGCUGAGAAGGCGCGGGCCGAUCGCCUAGCAGCAAUGCAGGGAGAGGCGAAAGUGACCCUCUCUGCCUUCGCCACUGCUGUUGGUGCUGGUGGUGCUGCUGCUGCUGCUGCUGGUGCUGGUGCUGGUGCUGCUGCUUGUGCUGGGACUUCUGGUGCUGCUGGUGCAGGGAGGGGAGCAGGAGAGGAGAGGCAGGAGGGAGAGGAGGUGGAAUUACAUGUGGUGAAUGUGGUGCUGAAGGUGGACUGUCAGGGGUCAGUGGAGGCGAUUAGAGAGGCGCUAAGUGCUCUGCCUCAGGACACUGUGUCUCUGCGCUUCCUGUUGCAGGUGAGGAAAGGCGGGGUGAGGGUGUGGGUGGGGAAGAGAGUAGGAAACAGGGAGGAGGAGGUGGAAUUACAUGUGGUGAAUGUGGUGCUGAAGGUGGACUGUCAGGGGUCUGUGGAGGCGAUUAGAGAGGCUUUAAGUGCUCUGCCUCAGGACACUGUGUCUCUGCGCUUCCUGCUGCAGGCCCCUGGUGACGUGUCAAGCAGUGAUGUUGACCUGGCGGCGUCCAGCUCAGCGGUCGUGCUGGCGUUCAAUGUGGGCGUGUCGCCAGCUGUCGCGGCCGUGGCAGAGAUGAGGGGCGUGCGAGUGAGGUCUUACCGGGUGAUCUACGAUGUGGUGGAGGAGGUUCGAGCCAUUAUGGAGGGGUUACUCCAUACUGUAGAGGAGAGCUCGUUCCUCGGCCGGGCAGAAGUACGGGCAGUUUUCGGCACGGGCAGCACGCGGGUGGCAGGAGUAAUGGUGACGGAGGGGAGGUUGCAGAAGGGAUGCACUAUUGUAGUGACGCGCGGUGGGAGAAGGGGCGGUGGUGGUGACGGGAGGGGUGGGGGUGCUGUUCCAAUGGCUGCUGCUGAACAAGAGAAAGGCAAUAACGUGAAGGGGAAGAGAGAGAAGGCGGGCGAAGCAUUGGGAUUAAAGAAGCAGCAGCAGCAGCAGCAGCAGCAGAAGUUGGAGGGUCGCUGGGUGCAUUCAGGACAGGUGACAUCUCUUCGGCGGGUGAAGGAGCAUGUGGGGGAGGUGGUAUCUGGUUUGGAGUGUGGUGUGGGCGUGGAGGGCUUUAAUGGGUGGCAGCAGGGUGACUUUAUUGAAGCCUAUGAGGUGACGCACAGGGCUCGGACGCUGGAGGAUGCGUCUGAAGAGAUUGCACGAGUGGUGGAAGGCAAAAGAGGGACCUUGGGAAGGGAUUCAUUCUAG
This is a messenger RNA of Closterium sp. Yama58-4, 4665 nucleotides long. Lineage: Eukaryota; Viridiplantae; Streptophyta; Zygnematophyceae; Desmidiales; Closteriaceae. The record is from the annotation of a GenBank genome assembly.